ACACCGCCACAAAAUAUCAAAAGUCUCUACCCCACCAAAAACCCCCAACCAAAUUCAUCAAAGUUUCAAACUUUCUUUGCUAGUUUUGUAUAUAUAACUCAAUUCUGUAUCAACUAACAAACACCCACAAACCUUCUCUUCAAUGGAUUUGAUCACAUCACCAACCUCCAAUCCCAAAACCCACCAUUAUUUCAAACUCCACCGCUCAUUUCUCCGGCCAGGGAGCCUAGUUCUUGGUCUCCGGCCACUUCCUCAGAGCUCCAAAGUCCUCAACUUUGCUCACUGCAGUUCAAAACAAUCAGAACCCAAUAAAUGCUUAUCAAGCACAAAGCUUUUCACCCAUUUUCUCUCCAAUUCUAGUAGAACAGUACCUUCAAUAACCACCAAUGCAGCUUUGGCAGAAUCUACAGAACCAGAGCCAGAAACAGAGCAAGGAAAGUACAACAGGAUUUUACUAUCUGAUGUGAUUGUGAAGAGGCCUAGACAUGUGUUUAAGGGGAGAAAAUGGAGCACAAUGGACUUGGCCACAGCUGGUGUUGUGGUGGGGAUGCAUGUUCUGAGUCUUUUGGCUCCUUUUCAAUUCAAUUGGGGAGCUUUAUGGGUGGCAGUCUCACUUUAUGUUGUGACUGGCCUAUUUGGUAUCACUCUUUCUUAUCAUAGGAACCUUUCACAUAGAAGUUUCAAGCUUCCCAAGUGGCUUGAGUACUUGUUUGCUUACUGUGGAGCUCAAGCACUUCAGGGGAGCCCAAUUGAUUGGGUGUGUACACAUAGAUACCACCACCAGUUUUGUGAUUCUGAGAAAGACCCACAUAGCCCAAUUGAAGGAUUCUGGUUUAGUCACAUGAGUUGGCUCUUUGAUACCAAUUCUGUGACUGAAAGGUGUGGGGGCCUAGAUAAUGUUGGGGAUUUACAGAAGCAGCCCUUCUAUCAGUUCCUAAAGGCAACUUACAUCGCUCACCCAGUCGCUCUUGGUGCUCUACUGUAUGCAAUGGGAGGGUUCCCUUUCAUUGUUUGGGGAAUGGGUGUGAGGAUCAUUUGGGUGUAUCACAUUACUUGGCUGGUAAACUCAGCUUGCCAUGUUUGGGGAGAGCAAGCAUGGAAUACUGGUGACUUGUCCAGGAACAAUUGGUGGGUGGCAUUACUAGCAUUUGGAGAGGGAUGGCAUAAUAAUCACCAUGCUUUUGAGUACUCAGCUAGACAUGGUCUGGAUUGGUGGCAGCUUGAUAUGACUUGGUAUGUUGUAAGAUUGCUCCAAGCUAUUGGAUUGGCAACUGACGUGAAGGUACCAUCAGAGGUACAGAAACAAAGGAUGGCUUUGAACUAAAGAAACUCAGCUAACAUUGCAUAUCAUUCAAAAAGCAUGCUUCCGAUUUAAAACGCACGCUUCACAAUUCAUAUUUCGGCUAGGCAAGACAAUUGAGCCUCAAGUCGACUUCUUUUAUGAUCGGUCCAUCCAUAUGUUUCAGAAACAAAAUUUAGAGAACUACCAUUGGGAUGGUCUUGGGUGGGGGCUAGUAUUGUUUCAGAGAGAAAAUUUUGAAUUUGUUACUCACCGAGCGCGAUUGCACAUGUUCGCAUUCUGGUUGAUAAUUUAUAAUACAACACAUACAAUAAAGACAUCGGUGUAAUUUUGAUCGUUUUAUCACUUCAUGA
Molecule: messenger RNA, 1653 nt
Organism: Fragaria vesca subsp. vesca
Lineage: Eukaryota; Viridiplantae; Streptophyta; Magnoliopsida; Rosales; Rosaceae
Product: palmitoyl-monogalactosyldiacylglycerol delta-7 desaturase, chloroplastic-like
Exons: 5
Coding region: 143-1324 (393 amino acids)
Biological process (GO): lipid metabolic process
Cellular component (GO): endoplasmic reticulum membrane
Molecular function (GO): oxidoreductase activity, acting on paired donors, with oxidation of a pair of donors resulting in the reduction of molecular oxygen to two molecules of water
Source: RefSeq, a predicted model, not a curated record